Musa acuminata subsp. malaccensis (wild Malaysian banana) is the source of this 1210-nucleotide messenger RNA. RefSeq names its product rhomboid-like protein 20. Gene Ontology annotation, molecular function: serine-type endopeptidase activity; protein binding. Gene Ontology annotation, cellular component: membrane. NCBI's taxonomy places the organism in Eukaryota, Viridiplantae, Streptophyta, Magnoliopsida, Zingiberales, Musaceae. The record is from RefSeq and is a predicted model, not a curated record.
AAAGGAGGAACGAGAAACAGGUGGAAGGGAAGCCCCGUCUUUCUUGAUUCCGUCGUCGUCGCCGCCGGGAAGAUGAACGGCGGGCCGUCUGGUUUUCAUAAUGCUCCGGUGACGAAGACCUUCGUUUUCGCGAGCGGUUUCCUCACGGUUCUGUUGGGACUCCAAGGCCGCUCUCUCAAGCUUGGAUUGUCGUAUCAGGACAUAUUUCAAAAGUUCCAACUAUGGAAGUUUCUUGCCUCCAUCUUCUCUUUCUCAUCAACACCUGAGAUGAUUUUUGGUCUCUAUCUGCUAUAUUACUUUAGGGUCUUCGAGAGGCAGAUAGGCUCAAAUAAACAUACAAUCUUCAUAUUAUUCUCUGUCAUAUUGUCAUUAUUACUGGAGAUUCUAGCUUUGGCGUACCUCAAAGAUCCGUUGAGUAACCUUGCUUCUGGACCAUAUGGUCUUAUAUUUGCUGCUUUUAUGCCCUUUUACUUUGAUAUUCCAGUCUCAUCGCGGUUCCGUAUAUUUGGGAUAAAUUUCACUGACAAAUCAUUUAUAUAUUUAGCUGGCCUUCAGCUUCUUUUCUCAUCCUGGAAACGGUCUCUAAUACCUGGUUUAUGUGGUUUGCUUGCUGGGUCUUUAUACCGUCUUAAUGCAUUUGGCAUCCGCAAAAUAAAGUUUCCAGAUGCACUUUUGUCAGUAUUUUCACGGUUAUCUUGGCCCUCAAGUAGUUCAUCACCAACAUCAUCAAAUGGGAACAUUGUAGGAAAUGUACAUGCAUAUCCUGAUCAGAUGGAGGGUGGUUAUCCUUCUGCACCACGCAUUCCUGUCAUGGAGCCAUCUGAGACUUCGGUUGCAACAUUAGUCUCUAUGGGAUUCGACAGGGAUUCUGCAAUACAAGCACUUGUACAUGCUAGAAAUGACAUCAAUACUGCCACAAAUAUGCUGCUUGAAUCACAGUCGCGGUAAUGUUGUGUCAAAAUCAUGUACCGAACUCGAAGCUCGACGGUUGCAGAAGUCGUCAGAUCACUACUUGGGGCCAUAUUCAUUUGUCAAAUAUUUUGACUGCCCGAACAAUAACGUCACUGGGUUAUAGUACUUUGUAAAAAGAUAUGAUAGCUUAGGUAGGCAAUCCUUGUAAUGAUGUUGAUGUACACAACUAAUAUGCUACAAAUUUAAUGGACUACUCUGAUUUUUUAUGUUAAAGAAGCUUUUUAUUUCGAACUUUAAA